Cornus florida is the source of this 1499-nucleotide messenger RNA. Its product is annotated as WAT1-related protein At1g68170-like. The coding region runs from base 4 to 1155 and encodes 383 amino acids. NCBI's taxonomy places the organism in Eukaryota, Viridiplantae, Streptophyta, Magnoliopsida, Cornales, Cornaceae. The record is from RefSeq and is a predicted model, not a curated record. The transcript is spliced from 7 exons. Gene Ontology annotation, cellular component: plasma membrane. Gene Ontology annotation, molecular function: transmembrane transporter activity.
GUAAUGGGAAAGAUAUGUAAUGCUAUACAUGGUUUGAAGCCAACGAUGAUGAUGGUGGUGGUCCAGAUGGCAUAUGCAGGAAUGAAUAUUUUCUACAAACUUGCAGCAAAUGAUGGAAUGAGCAUGAGGGUUUUGGUUGCUUACCGAUUUACAUUCGCUGCUGCUUUUAUAAUCCCUCUUGCUCUCUACGUUGAAAGGAACAGUCGGCCAAAGCUGACAUGGAUUGUAGUGUUCCAAGCAUUUCUUUGUGGCUUAUUUGGAGGAUCGUUGGGUCAAAACUUAUAUGCUCAGGGCUUAGUGUUAACCUCAGCAACAUUUGCUUCUGCUAUGACCAAUCUCGUCCCUGCCAUCACCUUUGUCAUGGCGAUAUCAAUUGGGUUGGAGAAGUUGGGAUUGGGUACGACUGCCGGUAAAGCAAAGUUAGUGGGGACAGCAAUAGGAAUAGGUGGGGCUAUGCUGCUCACUUUCUAUAAAGGGGUUGAAAUAAAUAUUUGGUCAACGAAUAUUGACCUUUUGCAUCAUAAUCAUGAUAGACACGUGGCAGCACAGGGACACCCAGAGUCUAGUGAUCGAGUGUUGGGUGCUUUUUUGGUUGUGUGCGGUUGUUUCUGUAUUGCACUAUGGUUGAUCAUUCAGGCUAAGAUGGUGCAGAGGUAUCCUUGUCUCUACUCCGGCACCGCUUUAAUCUCUGUGAUGGGGGCAAUUCAGGCCAUUGGUUUUGCUCUAUGCAUGGAGAGAGAUUGGAGUCGAUGGAAGUUGGGUUGGAACAUCAAACUAGUCACAAUAUUUUACUCUGGAAUUGUGGCUUCUGGACUAGUGAUUACUCUAACUGCAUGGUGUGUACGCAUGAGGGGUCCACUUUUUGCAUCAAUUUUUAGUCCUUUGAUGCUUGUGCUUGUAGCAAUCGCGGGGUCUUUGCUUUUGAAUGAGAAGCUACACUUAGGAAGCAUCCUUGGAGCUGUAUUGAUAGUGUGUGGACUGUACGCGGUGUUAUGGGGAAAAGGCAAAGAGAUGAAGAAGAAUGUUCAACUCAUGCCAUCCAAAAGCUCCAAGGAAUCAGAGCGAAUCAAUAUCAUCCUAGCUUCUUCAUUAGAAAAAACCAACGACAAUAAGAAUGACAAUAUUAGUAGCAACGUGACAGAGGUUAAUCCCUAAACCCUUCCAAUAAUACAUAACAACAUUUUACCAAAAAUGUUGAAGGACAAGGGUGGUGAAGGAGGAGAUGAAUAUACACCUACUUAGUACCAUCAAUUAUAGGAAGUUGAGUUUUGGUAGGGUUGAAGAUGGGUGACAUACAUUUUUCUUUUUCUUUUUUUUUGGUACGUAUAGUAGUGUUCUUUUCAUCGUAAUAGUAUUUACAUUAUCCUAAAUAUGAAAUGUAGUGUAACAACUUUAGAUGUUGUUUUAUGGUAAUGUUGCCCGAAAUCUUCGACAAGCAAGAGUAAUCGACAAGGGCAUGUUUGGUAAGCGUUUUAUUUUUGGUAUUUUUAUUUUUGUUG